This is a messenger RNA of Bombus pascuorum, 3187 nucleotides long. Its product is annotated as RNA helicase Mov10l1-like. The record is from RefSeq and is a predicted model, not a curated record. The annotation marks the transcript as partial. Lineage: Eukaryota; Metazoa; Arthropoda; Insecta; Hymenoptera; Apidae. Gene Ontology annotation, molecular function: helicase activity. The transcript has 5 exons.
GUCCCUAAAGAAGCUAAUUUACCAAUAUUAAGUAAUACUUCAUAUAAAUUAAAAAAGGAUUUAAAUGAACUUGUAAAAAAUAAAUGCGGUAUUGUUAUAAGUGAUAAUAUAAAUAUUGAUUUAAAUGUACAAGAGGAAAAAAAUUUAACAAUUACUAUAGAAAAUGUAGGUAAUACUACUCAUGUAUUGCGUAAAGGUUGUUUCAUGAUAAAAAAAAGCCACUCUCAACUAAUAUUAAUUCAACCAAUUACUCCUAAUACAGUUUCAGUAUUAAAUCCUUCUGAUAAAUUAACUUAUAUAUUUAAAUGUACAGCAAAAUUUAUUGGUAUAAGCAAAGAAUUAUUUAUCUUUAAGUUCAAAGAUUUUGAAAUUGGACGAUUUUUUAACAUUACUGUUAAACCUAAAACUAUACAAAACAAGUCAAAUUCUAAAAGUAGUAGUUCUAAAACUAAUUAUGUACCAGACCAAGAUGAAUGGAAUGAAGCUACAUACAUUCCAGGUAUUCGUCCAUGUAAACCACCAUCAUUUAUUAAAGUGCGAAACGUGAUAUACAAAAUUCCUAAGCUUUAUUGGGAUGUAAUAUCAAAGUACAUAAAUGAAAGAAAAUCACAAACCGAGUGGAAAUAUGAUAUAGAAAAUGCUAUACCUUGUUUGUCAAAUAGACUUUCUUUUCAAUCAUAUAGAGAUCGAUUUCAUUCUUUAUUAUAUCUGGAAGAAAUUGCUCAAAUGAUAAAUAUGCAACAAUACAAUAUAAGUAGCACAGUAAUGAGACACUGUGGAGAAUAUUUGGUUAUGGAAGUGCCAGGGCUUGCAGAGAAACGUCCUUCUCUUCUUGUUGGUGAUAGGGCCAUAGUAUCUUUCAAGUGGGAUAGUUCUCAAGGAAAAUUAAAAUAUGAAGGAUUUAUUCACAAAGUUACAAACUUGGAAAUUUUUUUAAAAUUCAAUUGCCAAUUUCAUCAAAAAUAUAAUUAUGAAGAUUGUCAAGUAACAUUUAAAUGUUCACGAUCAGCCAUACAACGUUGUCAUAAUGCAAUUGAUAUGGCUAUAAGUCGUCUUGGUCAGAACUUUUUGUUUCCCACUCAUGUAAUUGAAAAAGAAUCUCAGUUAGAUAUUGAAGAACUCGAAGCAAAAGAUAAGUCAAUUUCUAAGUUACUAACUCGUCCACAGACUGAUUCUGUAUCAUCAGAAUCUUCUUCCACUAGUACUAUAUCUACACGUAAUAAAUCUAGUAAUAUGUCAAAAUCAUUUACAAAAAUGUCAGUUGUACAACGAUUAUUUAAUGUUGAACCUAUUGAACGAAAUAGAGAAAUUACAAUAGAACCUGAUGUAAAAAACAAACAAUGUAUUGAAACAAAGAGUGAAGUAAAUGUUACGAAAGAUUCAAUAAAUACAGCAAUACAAAAUUCAAAAGAGACAUCAAUUUCUUCCUAUAGUAGUGAAUUACAACCAGUUAUUUCACAAGUACGAAAACGAAAGUUGGUUUGGUUUAAUAAAAGUUUGAAUCAUUAUCAAAAAGAAGCUGUAAGAAACAUUUUAAAAGGAUAUGCACGACCAUUGCCUUAUGUAAUAUUUGGACCACCUGGUACAGGAAAAACCAUUACUCUUUGUGAAACAAUUCUGCAAAUCUUGUCAACUAUACCUGAAAGUCGAUUAUUAGUUGCAACACCAUCUAAUAGUUCAGCAACUCUUAUAGCAGAAAGACUUCUAGAUAGUGGUAUACUUAAACCUGGUGAUAUGGUACGACUCAUAGCUUAUCAUUGUUUGGGUAGUGAUUCUAUACCUAGUAAAUUAUUGCCAUAUUGUGCUACUGCAGAAUUAGCAGAUGAAACAACAAUUGAAACACCAAAGUAUAAUGGAGUAGGACUAAAAUUAAAUUGUACUAUGAGUAUACUUGGACGUCAUAGAAUUACUAUUGGUACUUGUACUGCACUAGGAAUAUUAAAUAACAUAGGUUUUUCUCAUGGACAUUUUUCACAUAUAUUAGUUGAUGAGGCUGGUCAAGCAACAGAACCAGAAAUUAUGAUUCCACUUAGUUUUAUUCAUUGUGACUAUGGGCAAGUAAUUCUCGCAGGCGAUCCACUACAACUUGGUCCAGUUGUACAAAGUGAAGUAGCGAAGAAUUUUGGUUUAAACGAAUCAUUUUUAUCACGAUUGCUACGUCAUUUUCCUUAUCAGAAAGAUCCUAAUGGCUUUAAAACAUGUUACGAUCCUCGACUUGUUACAAAGCUUGUUAUAAAUUAUAGAAGUUUACCAGAAAUACUAGAAUUAUCAAGUUCAUUAUUUUAUGAUUCUGAAUUAAAAGCACAGAUAUCCUCUAAAACAAGCAAAGAAGCCAGACUUUUACAAACAUUAGCUACUGAAUUGCCAAAGAGAAAGGAUACACCACCAGCUAUAAUUUUUCAUGGUGUGAAUGGCGAAAAUUGUAAAGAUGAUGACAAUCCAAGCUGGUAUAAUCCUGAAGAAGCAACUCAAGUAUAUCUUUAUCUACUAAAGUUAUAUAAAUGCGGUAUUACACCUGAUGAUAUUGGAAUUAUAACUCCUUAUCAAAAACAGGUUCUUCAAAUUCGUGAAUUACUCAUGGAAUUAGAUGUGGAAUUACCAAAAAUUAGUAGUGUUGAAGGAUUUCAGGGUCAAGAGCGUAAUGUUAUCAUCAUUUCAACUGUGCGCUCUUCAAUUAAUUUUAUAAAUGACGAUAUUAAACACUCUCUUGGAUUUGUUGCAUGUCCUCGAAGACUUAAUGUUGCAAUUACACGAGGUCGUGCUUUGGUUAUCAUUUUAGGAAAUCCUACACUUUUAGCCCAUGAUCCUUAUUGGAGGAGUGUUUUAAUAUAUUGCAUCAAACAUGAUUCUUACACUGGUUGUAGUUUCGGUUUUCCCGAAGAUAUAGAACAUUCUUAGAUAGAAACAAAUGAUUAGUUACUGAUGAAAUUAGCAACUUAUUAUUCAUGACAAUAUUCAUUAAUAUCGAGUCUUUUAAUUUACCGAAAUAUCUGUUAUUCAAUCAUAAAAUUAUAUUUUCUCUAACAUACAGUAUUUUAUGUCCAUACAUGUUUUUACAAAGAAAUAAAUGAUGCUGUUAAUAUUAUUAGAAUAUGUAUGUUGAAAACUAUAUUAUUUUCGUAUAAAUUAAUGGAAAUUUUUAAUGUAAAAUACCUAUCUCUAAUAUUAAAAUUGUUUAAAAUGAUAA